Messenger RNA from Amaranthus tricolor (Joseph's coat), 2170 nucleotides. RefSeq names its product CRM-domain containing factor CFM3B, chloroplastic-like. The record is from RefSeq and is a predicted model, not a curated record. Gene Ontology annotation, biological process: RNA splicing, via transesterification reactions. Lineage: Eukaryota; Viridiplantae; Streptophyta; Magnoliopsida; Caryophyllales; Amaranthaceae. The transcript has 3 exons. The coding region runs from base 950 to 1186 and encodes 78 amino acids. Gene Ontology annotation, molecular function: mRNA binding.
CCAAAAAUAAGAUAGCUUUUGUGUCAUACCUCACCUACAAGAACAAGAAUUUUUUUAUUGAACACCAAAUGACCAAAAUUGAAAUUUAUUUAUUUUUCUUUCUUUAACUCUAUAUAACUCUAUAUAGGCAAAUCAUUGUUUUCUUUGGGCGAGGAAUGGAUGAUAAAGGGGCAAAUAAUGGAGGGAAUGGAAGCCAAGAAGAGACACAAUUGGAGGGCCAAGAAGAGAUUGAAAACGGUGAUUGAGUUGAGGUAUAUCGAUACUGACUAAGAAAAUACCUGAAAAAUGGUCAGUUAAACCCAUUUCUCAAACCAAGAAACUCCCAUGGAAAAAUCAGCAAUAAGAAGAUGAAGAAGAACCAUCAUCUUCUUUUUCAGAAGUUUCAUUAGAAAUAGUGAAAAUCCAUAAGAGAGAAUUGACCGCUUAGGUGGAAAGUCAUGAAAUAUUUUCUAAAUUGAAUACCAAAAUUAAAGAACUUAGAAUUCGUUUUGAUAGAAAUUUGAAUCGAAGUUGAAGUAACAUUGUAAGUGAAACUCUCAAUUCUGCUUUGGAUAAUACCAAUUUAAUUAAUACUUAUCAUAAUGGUAAUAGAAAGCAGUAAAACGUUGAAGAAUUUCGUGGGAAUUCAGUAGAACUCUGAAAAACAAUUGAAUGUAAAGUUGACGUUAAGGAAAAAGAAGAUAGUAAAGUAACAUUAUCUAGCAGAAAAUAUGAUGUUAAUAGUGUUAACUUUAAGAAUAUCUAGCAGUUUUUUAUGAUAAUGGUAGAACCAAUUCCUGGAAAGCUAAGUCCGGUAGUGAAAACUUUGUUCAAGGAAAGAGUAGAGAUAGGUUGCCAUGGAUUCCGGAAGUUGAAAUCCGAGAAAUCAGAAGAGAGGAGCAAGACUAUCUUAUCAGAGAAAACAAUCCCAGAACAUGAAUUGAAGAGAUGAAGGAAUUUAGCAUUGAGGAUGAAAGAGAGGCUAAAAGUUGGUUCAACAGGUGUUACACAAUCCUUGGUUGAUGCAACUCAUGAGAAAUGGAAGAUUGAUGAAGUGGUGAAACUGAAAUUUGAAAGCCAAUCUAGAUUUAAUAUGAAAAGGAUUCAUGAUGUUCUUGAGACAAUUGCUAUGAUUCCAGUUGAUUUGCAAAGUGUGGUACAAUUUGGGUCCACAAAAGAUGAAAUUACAAAACAACUAGUUCUCUGACACAAUGGAUGUUCUAGCCUUCUACGGGACUUGCCAUUGAAAAUUUUAUUAGUAGUUCUAUGUGUAAAAACAAUAGCCGUUGGGUAUAAUCGCUUCUGUGUUUAUCUUUGAUGAUUUAUUAUUCCUUUUUAGGAAUGUUGCCAAUAACCAUUUCAGUUGAUGGGUUUCAAGGCAUUUACAAGGCAUUAAUAUACAAUAACAAUUGAUGGGUUCAACCUCAUGUUUUGGAUACUUCAUAGUGGAAAAUUUGGUCAAUUGGUUAAAAGUUUUAGGUCAUCAAAUGAUCAGUAGAAAAUACUCUGUUUUUAUAAGUAAUAGAUUGAAUGACAAUUCAUUAAAGCUGAAUUUUUUAAUUUGAAUUUCUUAUUUUAUUUCAUUUAAUUACACACACUUGAAGAUCUAGAUUGACACUCAUUAAAACUAGAGAUUAGCAUUCAUCUUAGGUACGAUUUCUUUAUUUUUUAAAGUUUUGAAAUUAAGGUUAUGUCGUAUUUUUAGUUGCUUGAAUAUUGUUUGCUGGAUUUUGGUUUGCUAAAUUUUGUUUUUCAUUUCAUUUAUUGUUUAAUUGUUUGGGUCUUUUGAUGGUAUUUUUAAAAUUUAACAUAGGAUAUGAUUAUGUUGUUUCUAUUAUUUGAUUUGAUAUGGAUUUCUGGGUUUAUUUGUUUUUGGGAUAUUUUAGAGGUUUUAAUUAUAGUGUUUUGAUUUGAAAUUUGAUUUCACCAUUUGUUCAAUGUUCAUUUGUUGGAAAUUCUGGUUUUAUUUGUUGUUUGACCUCCAUGGUUUACUAUAAGGAGGUAUCAACUUUAUUCUUUUUUUCUUGUUCAUCUUCAAAUUGGUUUCAAGCAACCAAUCGUAAUUAGGUAUUUUUCUUCAGUUCUUUUUUUUCCUGAUUUUGGUUCUUGAAACCCACAAAAUCAAAUGGGUAUCGUUGAUUCUGCUCUUCAACUUUAUGGUUUACUCCUAAAAGGUUUUAACUUUUCCUUU